Molecule: messenger RNA, 1769 nt
Organism: Castor canadensis (American beaver)
Lineage: Eukaryota; Metazoa; Chordata; Mammalia; Rodentia; Castoridae
Gene: Slc61a1
Product: major facilitator superfamily domain containing 5
Biological process (GO): molybdate ion transport
Cellular component (GO): membrane
Molecular function (GO): molybdate ion transmembrane transporter activity
Source: RefSeq, a predicted model, not a curated record
GUCACGUGACGGGCCCAUCAUGGCCGCGGCCAGAGGCCUGCCCGGCUCCCGGAAGCAGGCUGUGAGGGGCGGGCGCGUUGCUGGAACCCGAGCGGAGCCGGAGCCAGAGCUGGCAGGGCUGGCCGGCGGCCUGGAGCCGGACGUGUCCGGAGCGUCCCCGCAUCCCGGGGCAGCAGGCCAUCCCGGGGCGCACCAUGCUGGUGACUGCCUACCUGUCUUUUGUGGGCCUCCUAGCCUCCUGCCUGGGGCUGGAGCUGUCAAGAUGCCGGGCUAAGCCCCCUGGAAGAGCCUGCAACAAUCCCUCCUUCCUUCAGUUUCAACUGGACUUUUAUCAGGUCUACUUCCUGGCCCUGGCUGCUGACUGGCUCCAGGCCCCCUACCUCUAUAAACUCUAUCAGCAUUACCACUUCCUGGAGGGUCAAAUUGCCAUCCUUUAUGUUUGUGGCCUGGCCUCCACAGUCCUCUUUGGCCUAGUGGCAUCCUCCCUUGUGGAUUGGCUGGGCCGCAAGAAGUCUUGUGUUCUCUUCUCCCUCACUUACUCUCUAUGCUGCUUAACCAAACUCUCUCAGGACUACUUUGUGCUGCUGGUGGGCCGAGCUCUUGGUGGGCUGUCCACUGCCCUCCUCUUCUCGGCCUUUGAGGCCUGGUACAUCCAUGAGCACAUGGAGCGGCAUGACUUCCCUGCUGAGUGGAUCCCAGCUACCUUUGCCCGAGCUGCCUUCUGGAACCAUGCGUUGGCUGUAGUGGCAGGUGUGGCAGCUGAGGCUGUGGCUAGCUGGAUGGGGCUGGGGCCUGUAGCACCCUUUGUGGCUGCCAUUCCUCUCCUGGCUCUGACUGGGGCCUUGGCCCUUCGCAACUGGGGAGAGAACUAUGAUCGGCAGCGUGCCUUCUCAAAGACCUGUGCUGGAGGUUUGCGCUGCCUCCUAUCAGACCGACGAGUGCUGCUGCUAGGCACCAUACAAGCCCUGUUUGAGAGUGUCAUUUUCAUCUUUGUCUUCCUGUGGACACCUGUAUUGGACCCACAUGGGGCCCCCCUGGGCAUUGUCUUCUCUAGUUUCAUGGCAGCUAGCCUGCUAGGUUCUUCCUUGUACCGUAUUGCUACCUCCAAGAGGUACCACCUUCAGCCCAUGCACCUGCUCUCCCUUGCUGUCCUCAUUGUCGUCUUCUCUCUCUUCAUGUUGACUUUCUCCACCAGCCCAGGCCAGGAGAGUCCAGUGGAAUCCUUCAUUGCCUUUCUACUUAUUGAGUUAGCCUGUGGGCUCUACUUUCCCAGCAUGAGCUUCCUACGGAGAAAGGUGAUCCCUGAAACAGAGCAGGCUGGUGUACUCAACUGGUUCCGGGUGCCCCUGCACUUACUGGCCUGCCUAGGGCUUCUUGUCCUCCAUGACAGUGAUCGAAAAACAGGUACUCGGAACAUGUUCAGCAUUUGCUCUGCCGUCAUGGUGAUGGCUCUGCUGGCAGUGGUAGGACUCUUCACCGUGGUAAGGCAUGAUGCUGAGUUACGGGUGCCUUCACCCACCGGGGAGCCCUAUGCCCCUGAGCUCUAACCCUGACGCAGGACAAGGGGUCUGGGAUGGACUCUUGAAUCCCACCUCUCCAGGGUUGUACAGAUCUCUAUGUGACUCACUUUGUGACUGUCCUGCAGCCCCUCUUGCCAGUGCUUUGUGUUGGGAAGGGCAUGGGGGUGAUGGACUGGAAAGGUGCCAAAAACUGACUCUGUGUUAUUCCCUUUCCCUUUGCCAUUUAAAAAUAAACAUUCUCAAUGGAUC